AGCCACCCGGCAGUAGUUGCGGAGGUCAGGCACGCCUACUUCCUUUUUCUCUUGGUCUGGGCAGCAGCGGCGGCGGCGGCUUGUGCAGCAAUGGCCAAGAUUAAGGCUCGAGACCUUCGCGGCAAGAAGAAGGAGGAGCUCCUGAAACAGUUGGACGAUCUCAAGGUGGAGUUGUCCCAGCUCCGUGUCGCCAAAGUGACAGGCGGCGCGGCAUCCAAACUCUCCAAGAUCCGAGUCGUUCGUAAAUCCAUCGCCCGUGUUCUCACCGUCAUUAACCAGACUCAGAAAGAAAACCUCAGAAAGUUCUACAAGGGUAAGAAGUACAAGCCCCUGGAUCUGCGGCCUAAGAAGACCCGUGCCAUGCGCCGCCGGCUCAACAAGCACGAGGAGAACCUGAAGACCAAGAAGCAGCAGCGCAAGGAACGGCUAUACCCACUGCGGAAGUAUGCCGUCAAAGCCUGAGUCUUACAUUGUCAAUAAAAACACAAAACUGGCUGAUCUUA
Messenger RNA from Otolemur garnettii (small-eared galago), 503 nucleotides. RefSeq names its product ribosomal protein L35 (gene RPL35). Gene Ontology annotation, cellular component: cytosolic large ribosomal subunit; ribosome. Gene Ontology annotation, molecular function: structural constituent of ribosome; mRNA binding. The transcript has 4 exons. Bases 91 to 462 code for a protein of 123 amino acids. Gene Ontology annotation, biological process: maturation of LSU-rRNA from tricistronic rRNA transcript (SSU-rRNA, 5.8S rRNA, LSU-rRNA); translation. Lineage: Eukaryota; Metazoa; Chordata; Mammalia; Primates; Galagidae. The record is from RefSeq and is a predicted model, not a curated record.